Necator americanus (New World hookworm) is the source of this 381-nucleotide messenger RNA. RefSeq lists its product as uncharacterized. The record is from RefSeq and is a predicted model, not a curated record. Lineage: Eukaryota; Metazoa; Nematoda; Chromadorea; Rhabditida; Ancylostomatidae. Gene Ontology annotation, molecular function: glutathione disulfide oxidoreductase activity. Gene Ontology annotation, biological process: cellular response to oxidative stress. Gene Ontology annotation, cellular component: cytoplasm. The transcript is spliced from 4 exons. The coding region runs from base 1 to 381 and encodes 126 amino acids.
AUGAAACUGCUUAUCGUCAUCUCUCUCUUUGUUUUUAUUAAUGCUGACUCCAACGAAACAAAGGAAGAAGAGAUCGCAGCCCGUAUCUCAACUGAUAUUCAUGGUCACAAAGUGCUAAUUUACAGCAAGACGUAUUGCCCUUACAGUAAAAAACUGAAGAGAUUACUUAGUUACUAUCCUAUUAAAGAUCUGAAAGUUAUUGAAUUGGACAGGCAGAAGGAAAUGAAAGGAAUCCAGAACUCCCUGAAACGAAUCACCGGUCGUUCCACAGUGCCUCAAUUGUUCAUCGAUGGCGAAUUCGUCGGCGGUCAUGAUGAAACACGAGCGAUGGAGGAUCGAGGAGAACUACGUAAAUUGCUGGAAAGAGCUCGAGCGCUGUGA